Molecule: messenger RNA, 2449 nt
Organism: Megalops cyprinoides (Indo-Pacific tarpon)
Lineage: Eukaryota; Metazoa; Chordata; Actinopteri; Elopiformes; Megalopidae
Exons: 12
Coding region: 65-2164 (699 amino acids)
Molecular function (GO): NAD+ poly-ADP-ribosyltransferase activity; metal ion binding
Source: RefSeq, a predicted model, not a curated record
UACGUUCAGUUGAGGGCGGCAGAGGCAGCUAAAGUGGGACAUAAUCAUUCGACAAGCACACAGCAUGGCAGAAUCCGCCGUAAUAAAAGUGAUAUGCGCCAACAAUGGGGCGAUGGAAUAUGAGGAUUUGGUGCUGGAUAUUGGACUGAACCUUUCAAGCGAGGACGGGGCUUCAAACAUCGUAAGAAAUGGCGACAAUUUCCCUGUCGUUAAUGUAAACGGAAAGGAACAAGUCAUUGCUAAAACCAAAGUCAGAUUAUGUAAAGCCAGAGACUGCGAUGGCUGUAACAAUUUACACCUGUGCAAAUUCUUCCUCUAUGGAGUCUGCAAAUACAGAGGACGACAGGGGUGUCGCUUCGGCCAUAACCUGCGCACAGAGCACAACGCCCAGGUCCUGAGAGACAAUAACCUGCAUGAGCUGGAUAGGAGGGAGCUGUGCACGUUACUGCUACAGAACGACAACACCCUCCUGCCCCCUGUGUGCUUCUCAUACAACAAAGGCACAGGAGAGUUCGGCAGCUGCCCUGAUCAGCAGAGCUGCAGGAGACUGCACAUCUGUGAGCGCUACCUCAGAGGCACCUGCAGGUCAGGGGUGGACUGCCCCAGGUCACAUGACUUCUUUGAGCCCCACCCACUGAAAACCCUGCAGGAGAGAGGAAUCCCCAAUGAGCUGAUCGGUUCCAUGUUCUCCGUCUACCAGAACAUACAGGCCCUGAAGAACAACAGCAGCAACACAUGUGUAAAUCAUCAAACACAGGGAGCAAAAACCAGCAAGACUCCCGCAGACACGCCCGCAGACACACCCAGGACGCCAGAGAAAACGGAGAUAUGCAUGUACUACAUCCGAGGCACCUGCAGGCAUGGAGACAGGUGCUGGAAGGUGCACUCAAAGCUGCCGUACUUGUGGCAGGUGAGAGAUGAGAAAGGAUGGUCAGAUAUAGCCAACAGCGAGGAGAUUGAGAGAGACUUCUGUGACCCGGCCAACGUGUACAGUGGAGGAUCCCCACCUGUGCACUUUGACACCAUGACCCGCGGAUCGGCCCAGGUGAGGCGUAUCUCCACCGUUUCCUCUGUGGUUCAGCCCACCUUCAUCCUCACCACAGAGUGGGCCUGGUACUGGCAGGACGAGUACGGGAACUGGAUCCAGUACGCAUCAUCGACAGGGGGGCGCAGCGCCUCCACCAUCUGCAGUGCGGAGCUGGAACAGAGGUACCAGCAGGACAGCAGCGCACUGGUGGAGUUCAGAGCAGGCUCACAGACCUAUGAACUCAGUUUCAAAGACAUGAUACAGAAAAACAAGCAGUACAACACCAAGAAAGUAGUCAGGAGGCGGCCUGUGUUCGUCUCUUCAGUGGAUGCACAGACCGUCAGAACCAGCAAAAAAGGUCCCGUCAACCGAGCUGCUAAUUUCAAAGCUUUGCCAGGACACUGGGACAAGUCUGUGACACCGGAUACUGGGUACAAGAAAGUGCCCUUGGAGCGCUCAACAACUGAGUUCAAGGAAAUUCUGGCGCUUUUCCGAAAGUCCAUGUUAGGGUUCAGUAUUCGCCAAAUAGAGAGAAUCCAAAACAAGGCCCUGUGGGAGGUGUUUCAGUGGCAAAGAGACCUGAUGAGGAAGAAUAAUGGUGGGAAAAACGUCACAGAGAAGCUGCUUUUCCACGGCACUGACAGCAAACACAACGAUGCCAUUUGCCUGCAGAACUUUGACUGGAGGAUCUGUGGAACGCAUGGGACGGCUUAUGGGAAGGGAAGUUACUUUGCCAGAGAUGCCAAGUACUCUCACAGCUACACCAGCUCUGUUGGAAUGAGGACCAUGUUUGUCUGCCGGGUGCUGGUCGGGAACUACACGAAGGGAAACUCCAGUUACCUUCGCCCUCCCUCGAAAGAUGGCGGAGACACCAUUUUCUAUGACAGCUGUGUGGAUGAUGUCUACGACCCCUCGAUAUUUGUGGUGUUUGAAAAGCACCAGAUAUACCCCGAGUACCUCAUUCAGUACUAUGAUGAUGUGCCGGUUUCACCUGUACAUAACUACUAUGUCCCGCCCCCACCGAGGCCGACGCCCAGGCCGAAACCCCAGCCUGCACCAGCAUACUCCCCCCCCAUAGCAAGUGUGCCCCCCAGAUCCACUGCCUCUGAUUCAGACAGUUUAUGUGUCAUUAGUUAAUUCUGUGUUUUCCAAGUGACAGACAAGUCAAAGGGGAUAUGGGUGUUCUGGCAUCCCAGUAUUCUGGAAAUGACAAAGGUGGUUUGAGUCUUUGUUAGCAGGUUGGACACCGUGGAGAUAACCGUCUGCCUCUCACCGGUGGACAUGUGCUCAAGCGCUCACCUGCCAGAGGAUUUCUUUGACAGCUUUGUCUGUUCCUCUGCUUUCUAUUAAUAAUUACAUAUGAAGUCACAAGAGCAUUUUAAUCUUUCCUCCAGUUUUAAAUCAACUGGAAACUGACAGAUG